UCAAAUGAGCAUUUGACAGAUAAAAGUAAAGAAAGACUUCGCAACAAAAAAUUGCGUUUUGUGAUAGAAAAUUAAUCUAAAAUCUGCAAAUAUUACACUAUUUCAUCAAUAUAGUUAUGCAUACCAAAUACUACCGACACUUAUAGUGAUUCUCGAGCGUUUAUAACAGCAAAGCCACCAUGGAAGGCAGUGUAAAUGACACGAACGAUGGCUGUGAACCAAUUGGAAAAGCGGUGGACGAGGGCGACGGGCGGCUGUCCCCGCUGGACGAAGAGCGGAAGAAACUGGCAGACGAGUUUAAUGUACAGAGAGCCAAGAUGAAGGAGCUGUUCCUGCAGAAAGAAGUGGAGCUCCGAGCCCUCAUCUCGGAGCGGGAGCAGCUGCAGUCGGAGGCACUGGGGCUGAGGGCACAGCUGCAGCAGCUGCAGACGCUUGCCCAGAACCAGAAGUCCGAGAUAGAGAGUCUACAGCUGCUUAUACAUGAAACAGUGGAGGCGUCCUCGUCAGGCAGCGACGAGGUGCGGCGCCUCACCACCAGGAACCUGGAGCUGGAGCAGCUCGUCAAUCUGCACAACAAGGAGAAGCAGGCGCUGCAGGAGGCGUCGCUGGCGCCGGGCGCGCUGGUGCGGUCCCUGGCGAGGAGGCUGGGGGCUGACACGGACCACGAGGACGCCGCCAGGAAGGCGCAAGAAGACGCAGAGUUAUUGCGUUCUCUGGUGGAGCCGCUAGAAGAAGAGAUCAAAGCUUUGAAAGACAAGUUGAGAGAUACGGACAGCCAGCUGCAAGCCACGAAAGCAAACAAACCGAAAGGCGAUAGUAAAGGAGCGGAAAGUGCCGCCCCCUGCGACAUGUGCGUGAACUACGAGCGGCAGCUGGUGGCGGAGCAGGCGCGUUGUAAAGACGCUACCGAGAAGGCACGAUAUGCUGAACGGGCGCUUAAUAUUGCUACAGAGGAGCUGGAAGGAGCCCGCACAGUGCACGAGGAGACGGUGCAGGCGUGGCGCGCCGAGCGGGCCGCCGCCGCCAGCGAACUGGAGGCCUUGAGGGCAGCUGUGGAGGUGUGCCAGGGGAAUGUUGAUGCUAAGGCGGCGGCGGCGGAGGCGGCGGCGGCGCGCGCGCUGCAGCAGGUGACGGCGCUCACGGUGCACCGGGAGACGCUGCAGGAGACGCUCGACACUCUACAGAGAGACAACGACAUGUUGGUGGGCAAGUACACGAAGAAGGCGCUCGAGCUGCAGAAUGAGGACAUCAAUCUGCCCGACACCGCGGAGGAGCUCCAAGAGCACUGUCUCAAACUCCGCGAGGAGCUGAUCAUCUCGGCCCUCGGGCGGGAGCAGGCGGCGGCGGAGGCGGGCGGGCUGCGCGCGCAGGCGGCGUCCCACGCCCAGCAGUACCACGAGCAGGGCGCCCGCCUGGCCGCCGCUACGAGGCAGCAUCUGCAUGCCAGACAGCAACUGGAGCGUCUGGAGGCGGAGCGCGAGCAGAUGCGCGAGCUGGGGGACAAGCUGCACCAGGCUAAUGACCGGAUAGAGGAGCUGCUUGAGGACAAGAAGCGCCUCCACGGCGAAGUCUCGGAGCUGCGCGCGCGCAUCAGCUCGCUACAACAGGACCUGGACAACAGCGAGAAGGUGCAGCAGGACUUCGUGCGGCUCAGCCAGUCGCUGCAGGUGCAACUGGAGCGCAUCCGCGAGGCGGACACGGAGGUGCGGUGGCAGCACGAGGACGACGUGACGGAGUGCCCCGCGUGCCGCGCGCACCUGCCCAGCAACAAGGCCAAGGUGCACUGCCGCCACUGCGGGCGCAUCUUCUGCGCUGCGUGCGUGCGCGGCGAGGUGGCGGCCGGGCCGCGGCGCCGCCCCGCGCGCGUGUGCGCCGUGUGCCGCACGCUGCUGCAGCCGCACACGCCGCCCUACUUCAGCACCGCGCCGCCCACCAACACCGACUAGAAGACCAACACUGAUUAAAAAGAAGGAGGAAG
Molecule: messenger RNA, 1978 nt
Organism: Plutella xylostella (diamondback moth)
Lineage: Eukaryota; Metazoa; Arthropoda; Insecta; Lepidoptera; Plutellidae
Source: RefSeq, a predicted model, not a curated record